AUGCCUCAGUACCGCGACAGUUGCCCAGUGGCCGUGCAGUGCUGUGACGUCAGAAAGCACUACGGAAGUGGUCGUUCCAAGCAGGAUGUGCUGUGUGGACUGGAUAUGAACGUGCCUUAUGGGGCCAUUUAUGGUCUGCUGGGCGCUAGUGGCUGUGGAAAAACCACCCUGCUGAAGUGUAUUGUGGGCCGGACUAAUGUACACGGCGGUUAUGUCUCCACACUUGGACGGACGCCUGGGACUUCCGGUCAUCUGGUGCCGGGGAGGAUGGUCGGGUACAUGCCUCAGGAAACAGCUCUCUUUGUGCGCUUCACCAUCGGAGAGACCUUGACCUUCUUCGGCCGUCUUCACGGCAUGAGCAGCGAUGCUAUACGGGAACGUACAGACUUUCUCCUGUCAUUCCUCACGCUUCCGGAGAAGUCGAGACUGAUUGGCCAACUCAGUGGAGGACAACAGAGGCGGGUGUCUCUUGCUGCGGCGCUGCUACAGGAGCCGGAACUACUUAUCCUGGACGAGCCAACCGUCGGCGUGGAUCCGGUGCUCAGAGAGAAGAUUUGGGAACACCUGUUGGACAUCGCCAAAAGUAGUUUGAAGACCACCAUCAUCAUCACUACACACUACAUCGAGGAGGCGGCAUUGGCUGACAGAGUCGGACUGAUGAGAGGUGGCCGUUUGCUGGCGGAAGACAAACCCAGCACACUCAUGUCAACCUACAAGUUACAGAACCUAGAAGCCGUGUUUCUCCACCUGUGUCACCGCGAUAGACUGCCAAACGAGGACGACGAGGAACUCUUACCCUCCAUAUCUCUGCCGUCCGCUUCCGAUCAAGAAUCGGUGAAAGUACAAUACAAACGACCUGACUCAGACUCCACGGGAGACUCGGUGCUGCUUCUGGGAGGGAACAAAAGCACGACCUAUGGCAGUUUGAAGACGCCCCGUGAUCUGACUCGAGGGGGCUGCGAGGGCCGUAUACAUUUACCAAUAAAAACCUCAUACACAUACUCAGGCUACGAAGAUUGUGUCGUUCCAGGUUCGCCAUUGUCCAAGAGUAGACGGUUCCGGAAAAUGGCCAUGCUGCCUAGAGCUAGGAACCUGUACGCUCUGUGUGUCAAGAAUCUCACGUCAAUGAAAAGAAAUAUACCAAUUCUCCUGUUUGAGUUCAUGGUACCGGUGAUACAGAUUGUGCUCUUCUGUGUGUGUAUUGGGCGUGAACCCCGCCAAAUUCCCGUCAGCAUCGUAAACCAAGACGUUGACGAUUUGGGCGGUUUAUUCAUCGGAUUUCUUAACAAUGAAACAAUGAACAAGGUAGCUGAGCCUGUUUACGGCACUUUCGAGCCAAGCUUUACUGACUUCAUGGCAUCGGGCCUCAUUGUGAGCGCCACCUUUUUCCUUGCGACAGGCCUAACAACACUGUCGUUUGUACUUGAGAGAAAGGAAGGGCUUCUUGAGAGAAUGUAUGUUGCAGGUGUGUCCGCCUUGGAGAUCAUGAUGUCACACGUGCUGACCCAGCUCACUGUCAUGUUAGGACAGAUCUUGCUCAUGUUGGGCAUUGCUCUUCUGGGAUUCCAGGUGGGCAUGGUCAUUUCUGCAUGCUGUCGUUCUGAGAUGGCGUCUAUCCAGGGAACUCUGGGAACCAUGUACCCUGCUCUGCUGACUAGUGACAUUGUAUUUCUUUUUGUGUAUUUGAUAUCAUCAUUCAAGACAUUAUUUUUCUUUGUCUAUUUUAUGUCCUCUAUUCAGAUUUUGUUUUUUCUAUCUUAUAUCAUCCCAGGCAUUAUCUGGCCCAUCGAGGCGAUGCCCAACUGGAUGAUGAAGAUCAGCUACUUCCUCCCCAUGACGUACCCGACAUACGCCGUGCGAUCCAUCAUGGGCCGAGGCUGGUCUAUUCAGGACUCCCUCGUCUGGAUGAGCUACCUCAUCAGUAUAGCCUGGAUCGUCAUCCACUCAGUGGUAGCCGGCGUCCUAAUCCACUUCCAGUCCGACUGAAUGAAUAUUGUCGUGUUUGUUUGAUUUCGUUCUAUUUUGCAAGUGCUGAGAAGCUCUAAUUGGAAUUCUUGUUAAAACUCCUGCUAAGAAACUCUUACUAAAACUCUUCUUAAAACUAUAGUGCGGUCAUAAAUUCGCUGCGCAACUUAUACUAUUUACUUAAUACAUAACAAUAUCUUUUUAACGGAUGAAUCAAUGUCACCCUAACUUUGC
Messenger RNA from Aplysia californica (California sea hare), 2199 nucleotides. Its product is annotated as ABC transporter G family member 20-like. The coding region runs from base 1 to 1986 and encodes 661 amino acids. The record is from RefSeq and is a predicted model, not a curated record. Gene Ontology annotation, molecular function: ATP hydrolysis activity; ABC-type transporter activity; ATP binding. Gene Ontology annotation, cellular component: membrane. The transcript has 16 exons. NCBI's taxonomy places the organism in Eukaryota, Metazoa, Mollusca, Gastropoda, Aplysiida, Aplysiidae.